AUGUUCGCAUUUAUUUUAAUUCAUUCAUCCCUGAAACCAUUCGCAUAUUUUUCUUUCUAUGACAGUCUCUUUCUUUCUUUCUUUCUUUCUUUCUUAUCUAUCUAUCUAUCUAUCUAUCUAUCUAUCUAUCACAAUAUUUUUCUUUCAAUGUUCAUCAUUCAUUCUUUCUUUCUUUCUUUCUUUCUUUCUUUCUUUCUUUGUUCCUUAUCUAUCUCUCUAUCUAUCUAUCACAAUAUUUUUCUUUCAAUGACCAUAUUUCUUUCUUUUUGUUUUUACUUUAAUCUUUCUUUCUUUCUUUCUUUUCGUUUGUUUGCUUCAUCUUCUUUUUUUUCCUGGCUUUCUAUUUUGCUUUCUACUUUAAUUUACUUUUUCUUUGUUUCUUUGUUUCUUUCUUUUCGUUUGUUUGCUUCAUUUUCUUUUCUUUCCAUGGCUUUCUAUUUUGCUUUCUGUUUUACUAUAUCUUUCUUUCAUUCAUUCAUUCUUUCUUUCUUUCUUUCUUUCUUUCUUUCUUUCUUUCUUUCUUUCUUUCUUUCUUUCUUUCUUUCUUUCUUUCUUUCUUUCUUUUGCCUUGUGUCCGUUACCUUUCUCAUUAUAAAUUAA
This is a messenger RNA of Acanthosepion pharaonis, 600 nucleotides long. Lineage: Eukaryota; Metazoa; Mollusca; Cephalopoda; Sepiida; Sepiidae. The record is from the annotation of a GenBank genome assembly.